Messenger RNA from Medioppia subpectinata, 459 nucleotides. NCBI's taxonomy places the organism in Eukaryota, Metazoa, Arthropoda, Arachnida, Sarcoptiformes, Oppiidae. The record is from the annotation of a GenBank genome assembly.
GAUCCCGUUGUGGUGUUGGACUUCCAGAGCCUCUACCCCUCGAUGAUGAUCGCCUAUAACUACUGUUACUCCACGUGUUUGGGACGAGUGGAUCAGCUCAUUGAACAAACCGAGUUCUCAGAGUUUGGAUGCAUUGGUCUCGAAGUGCGAAAGCAAUUGCUGUAUAAGUAUCGCAACGAUAUCCACAUCUCUCCCAAUGGAGUGGUUUUUCUCAAAGACUAUGUCCGCAAAGGAAUACUACCGAAAAUGUUGGAUGAGAUUCUGGAGACAAGAAUUAUGGUUAAGAAUGCGAUGAAAAUGAAUAAUAAGAAACAGAAUCCGAGUAAAGGUCUGAACCGGAAACUGGACGCCAGACAACUGGGCCUUAAAAUGAUCGCAAACUUCACGUACGGCUAUACGAGCGCCAACUUCUCGGGUCGUAUGCCGUGCGUCGACGUCGCCGACAGUAUUGUCGCCAAA